Molecule: messenger RNA, 3621 nt
Organism: Misgurnus anguillicaudatus (oriental weatherfish)
Lineage: Eukaryota; Metazoa; Chordata; Actinopteri; Cypriniformes; Cobitidae
Source: RefSeq, a predicted model, not a curated record
CCGCCCCUCUCAGAGAGACUGCAGGAAGUUUCAGUCAGUGCAAAUCAAUCGUGGUUACGGCUUCAUCAUGUGCUCUGUGAUUACCUAAAAUGAUAUCAAUAAUGGCCAGAAACUUUUGUGAUCAAUUUCCUCGUUCUGGUCGGGAUAAUUCAGCGCAUUUGAGGGAUUUAUUAAAUGGACUAUAACGGACGGUUGCACUACAAUUCAUCGUUUCCCUCCGUCCCCUGUCAAAGAAAUGGCAAACGUGAAAGUCGCGAUUCGGGUUCGCCCGUUAAACUCCAGGGAGACUCUAGAUGGAGGACGGUUAGCUGUACAGGUGGAGGACAAAGUGGUAAGAGUCCGAAAUAUGAAGCUCGAGGGGCGUUUGGACGGGCGAGUGGAGGGUCUGGCUGACUCCAGGGAGAGGCUGAUGGAGUUUGGCUUUGAUUACUGUUACUGGUCCGUGGAUCCAUCAGCCCCUAACUUCGCAUCGCAAGAAGAGGUGUUCCAGGACCUGGGCGUCUGUGUCCUGUCUGGGGCAUCAGAGGGGUACAACGUUUGUCUAUUUGCUUAUGGACAGACGGGCUCAGGGAAAACAUACACCAUGAUGGGCACUCCAGAUUCCAUUGGGCUGACUCCAAGAAUAUGUCAAGGACUUUUCAGGUUUGCAGAUGACACUGCAGAUGAACAGAGCUGUAGAGUUGAAAUAAGUUUUUUAGAGAUCUAUAAUGAGCGUGUACGCGAUUUGCUGAGAGGUGUGGAGCAAAAAAAGCCAGCGCCCCUGAGGGUUCGAGAACACCCAGAGAAAGGACCAUAUGUACAGGGUCUCUCUCAGCAUACAGUGACCAACUACAAACAAGCUGUGGAACUGCUGGAGGAGGGCAUUGCAAACCGCAUCACAGCCGCUACGCACAAUCAUGACGCUAGCAGUCGAUCUCACGCCAUCUUUACUAUUCAAUAUACGCAGGCUAUUUUCGAAAAUAACCUACCUUCAGAAAUAGUAAGCAAGAUCAAUUUGGUGGACCUGGCUGGGAGUGAGCGAGCAGACCCUCACUACUGCAGAGACAGGAUAACCGAAGGAGCCAACAUCAACAAAUCUCUCGUCACUCUUGGCAUCGUCAUCUCCGCUCUUGCUCAAAACUCUCAGAUGUUCAGUAGCAGUCAGAGCAUUAACAGUGUGAUCAGUGAAGGUGAAGGGAGCACCAUAGGUAGCCAGUCCAGCUCUCUGUCGGGUAGCGGACGCAGACAUUGCUUCAUCCCAUACAGAGACUCCGUCCUCACCUGGCUACUCAAAGACAGCCUGGGUGGCAACUCUAAGACCAUCAUGAUUGCAACUGUUUCACCAUCCAGCAGCAGCUACAGCGAGACUCUAAGCACCCUACGCUAUGCAGCCCACGCCAGGAACAUUGUCAAUAAGCCAAGAGUCAAUGAGGAUGCCAAUGUGAGGUUAAUCAGAGAGCUGCGAGAAGAAAUCGAUCGUCUGAAGAGCAUGUUGCUCAGCUUUGAAAUGCAAGGAAAUCUGAGUCCAUCACUCAGUGAUGAGAGGGAAGGAAGCCUAUCUGAUAUAGUCCUACAGAAUGAACUCAAGGUGGAGCAGCUGACUAAAGACUGGUCUAACAGUUGGUAUGAUAAGCGGGCACUGCUGGAGCACUACAGUGUGGACAUUAACCAGGAGAAAGCCGGAGUCCUUAUCCAAUCUCUCCUGCCCCACCUUAUUGCUCUGGAGCCAGAUGUCCUCAGCACAGGAGUCACCUUUUACCAUCUUCGGGAAGGAGUAACAAGAAUUGGACCUCAGGAUGAGAAUCUGGAAGACCCACACAUAGUCUUACCAGAAGGAUGCAGAUGUGAGAUUGAGAAUCACAGUGGGGUGGUGACUCUGAAGCCGGUUGCAGGAAAUAUCUGCAUGGUUAGCGAGAGAGAAGUCACUGAGCCCUUCAGACUUGCACAAGGUGCAGUGAUAACUUUAGGAAGGAUUCAUAAGUUCAGGUUCAAUCACCCAGCAGAAGCCGCUGUUCUAAGAGAGAGAAGACGGAAUAGUGAAGGUGGUCUGAUUUCUACAGAGUCUGACUCCAGGGUUGCAGGUUGUAAUGCGAAUGGCAAUGGGGCAGACCCCAGACAGCGACUAGAGGAGCAGCAGUGGUACAUACAGUGUCUACGAGAAGCGAUUCGACUGGAACAGAAAAAAGCAGAAAGAGAUCUGGAAAGAGAGCAGGCCCGUCUCCAACAGCAACACACUGACAUCCAGAAGUGGAUCGUACAAGAAAAGCAACGACUUGCAGUCCAAAGGGAGAAGGGAACACUGGAGUCAGGGGUUCAGACAGAUCUCAGUCUUCUUGCUCUGGUCACUGGUUCGUCGGAUGUUGAGGAAAGCAGAGCUGAAACAGUAUCACCAUUAUUCUUGAUGGGUGAAAGGAAAAGGGUGGUGCAGGAGGAACUACUGAAACACCACACUUUGCGCAGAGCUGAGAACCGGGUGCGACGCAAAAGGUUACAUUAUCAGCUGGAGAAGAUUGCAAGAAAGCGCCAUCUACUAGAGGCAAAGCGAGAACUGCAGAGACUAGAAAAUGAACUUCUUAAAGGGGGAGAUGAAGCAUUAUCUCCAGAACUGGGGUACCCCUCUAGAUCCAGGGGACGCCCAAUGACUUUGCGAAGACAUUCCUUCUCUGCUGACCUGCUGUCCAGGCUGUACCCUCAGCAUAAUCCAAUUUUCAGCCAGUUUCUUAAAAGAAAUACAUCAUCAGCAUCUCUCUCUGGUUUUACUUGCACCACUAAAUCAGUCUUUGAUGAAUGUCUUCAAGAUCAAAAGAUUAGAAGGCGUUCAAACACGAUGCCCUCAAGAUACCAAAGAUCCUCAAGUUGGCAAAGUUCUUCAGAAAGCCUCAAAAGUUCCCUCAAAGAAGCGAGAUCAGCUGAAAUGACUGAAACCAAAGCUGCUUUAUCAAGGUUGUUAGUCAAGAAAAAUGCAAGUGACCAAGACAAGCUUUGUUUGGAUCCAACCUCGAAAGCCACUAGAAAAGUAUUACCAAUAAUAAAGCAAUUAACCGCACAGAAAGGUUCGGUCAAGGGAACAAAGAGUUUAUCUCAAGAUAGGAGUAAAGGUUUAGAGACCAUUCGCAAAGUUUUUUCACGCUCUGUUGGCCCUGGUAUCAAGACUGCCUUGGCGAAGGUUUUCCGCAAGCCGCCAUCAGGGUCACAUGGAAGCAGAAGUGUGAAAUCUUUGAACAAGACAAUCGGUCAGUCAGACAAAACCAAAACUGCAAAAGGGGAAAAAUGCUCUAUCAAAUCGACAAAGUCCUAUGAAUGCUUGGAGCAGCUUAGCUCACUAAAAUAUCUGCAACAGAGGCACUGGCAUAGCACAGAAACUCUGACAAAUACCACCAACAAAUUGGUCGAAGUACGAAAAGAACCAGUUGGGUGGGUUGGCGAGGAUGAUCGCAAUGGAUCUUCAGACUGUGAUAGUAUUUAUUCAUUGGAUUCUCUCUCCUCGGCUUAUGCUACAGCUCUGGCUAAGCAGCUUAAGCAGGAGGAAUGUGAUUUCAGUGAAGCUGAAAGUGACAACAGUCAGAUGUCUCAGGACUCUCUUGUAAUGGAGAGCAGUGCGAAGGAUUUUACUGCCAGACCAGUGCCACAUGCUUAAUAAAG